UUAGCACUUCUUACACACUACAGCACAGGCUGAGUAUUCUCAAGCCAAAUUAUAUCAUUGUAAUUUCUGGCUCUCCCCAUAAUGAGAGGUAGAACUUCAAACAAUGUAAUAGUUUCGAGAUUGAUAGUAGUAGUAUUGCUCGCCCUACAGGGUGCAUCGUUGGUGCAUGGCCAAGUUGGCACCUGUGUAGGGUUCUAUUCACAAACAUGUCCUCGAGUAGAAUCCAUUGUUCGAUCUACUGUUCAAACUCAUUUUGAGUCUAAUCCUACCAUCGCUUCGGGGCUGUUGAGGAUGCACUUUCAUGAUUGCUUUGUGCAUGGUUGCGAUGCUUCUGUCCUUAUUGAGGGGACUAACACUGAGAGAACAGCCCCACCUAACAGGUUGUUAAGAGGAUUUGAAGUCAUUGAGGAUGCCAAGGCCAAGCUUGAAGUUGCAUGUCCUGGCAUCGUUUCUUGCGCUGAUAUUCUUGCCCUUGCUGCCCGUGAUUCUGUUUUUUUGACCAAGGGACAGAGCUGGCAAGUGCCUACUGGACGCAGAGAUGGCAGGGUAUCAUUGGACUCAGAUGCUGCCAAUUUGCCUGCCUUUAAUGAUUCCAUUGAUGUUCAAAAGCAAAAGUUUGCAGAGAAAGGUCUCGACACUAAAGAUCUUGUUGUCCUCGCUGGUGGACACACCAUUGGAACAGCAGCAUGCCGGCUAUUCAGUUACAGACUAUACAACUUUACCACAAGUGGGAAUGGUGCUGAUCCUACCAUUGACCCAGCUUUCCUGCCUCAACUCCGAGCUCUCUGCCCACAAAAUGGUGACAGAACAAGGCGUGUAGGACUAGAUCCUGGUAGCCAAAACAGAUUUGACACGUCUUACUUCUACAACUUGAUGAAAGGCCGUGGAGUACUCGAGUCGGAUCAAAAGUUAUGGACUGAUGCCUCCACAAAAACUUUUGUUAAACGUUUCUUGGGAGUGACUGCCUUCAAUGUGGAGUUUGGAAGGUCCAUGGUGAAGAUGAGCAACAUUGAUGUUAAAACAGGAACCCAGGGUGAAAUUCGCAAAAUAUGCUCUGCAAUUAACUAACUGGCCAGUCAUUAGAGCUCUAUCAAAAGGGACCAGAGAGGACUAGAAUAUUAUUUAAUUAUUGGCGUUAGCCAAUUAAGUAGAUUCGGCGUGCAUUGUGUUUAAUAAUGUGUUUAGAUUAUAGGAGUAAGUAUGGAUGGCGUAAGAUCAUCAGGAAUAUUGGCUAAUAUUCCGAUCGCAAGAUUUACAUGAUUGAUCUGAGCUGAUAUAAUAUAUAUAUAUAUAUAUAUCUAUAAAUGUAGUGGUUGAAAAUAAAAAUAAAUAACAAUUAUUGAUCAUAUAUAUAGAAUUUUAUAAGAAA
Molecule: messenger RNA, 1369 nt
Organism: Carya illinoinensis
Lineage: Eukaryota; Viridiplantae; Streptophyta; Magnoliopsida; Fagales; Juglandaceae
Product: peroxidase N1-like
Exons: 3
Coding region: 82-1068 (328 amino acids)
Biological process (GO): response to oxidative stress; hydrogen peroxide catabolic process
Cellular component (GO): plasmodesma; plant-type cell wall
Molecular function (GO): heme binding; peroxidase activity
Source: RefSeq, a predicted model, not a curated record